UUGACUUUGACAUAAUCAAAUCUUCGCAUUCAACCUCAAUGCAUUCAACAUUCAAGGAAUGACUACUUUACGGUUUUGUUUUUAUUUGUUCUUUAACGAAUUUAACCUUUAACCCUCCUAUAUAAAAAAAAAGUGUGAAGCUAAAAACUAGUGUUUUGAAUUCCAUAUUUUUUAACAUCUUCGAAUUAUAUCAUGGCUGCACCCGGCGAACAGGAAGGAAAUAUUAUUUUGGGUAGUAUUUUCCCCAAUUGUCCUGUUAGUACAACCAUUGGAGACUUUUCCUUACAUCAAUUUUUCGGAGAUUCUUGGGGUAUUCUAUUCUCCCACCCGGCGGAUUUUACGCCAGUGUGCACCACUGAAUUGGCCAGAGUUAUUCAACUAGCCGGAGAAUUUGCAAAACGUAACUGCAAAGUGAUCGCUCUAUCAUGCAACAUCAAAAAGACGCAUCUCCUAUGGCAAAAAGAUAUCCAGGCUGUUGCCAAAUUCGACAAUUUGGAGUUUCCCUUUCCAAUAAUUGAAGACAAUAAUAGGGAACUUGCAAUCAGACUACAAAUGUUGGAUCCCUCUGAGAAAGAUUCUCUUGGUCUUGCUCUUCCAGCCAGAGCUGUUUUCUUUAUUGAUCCUGAAAAGAAAAUGAGAGCGUCGGUUUUGUAUCCAGCCACUACAGGAAGGAACUUUGAUGAGAUCUUAAGAAUGUUGGAUUCCAUGCAGCUCUGUGACAAAUAUAGGGUAGCCACUCCCGAAGGUUGGAAGAAAGGGGAUGAUGUCAUGGUUCAACCCAAUGUAACCGAUGAAGAGAGUAAGAAGUUAUUCUCUCAGGUAAUUGUGCUAUCAGUACCAUCUGGGAAGGAAUAUAUGAAAAAAACUUCUUUGAAAGAUAUUUAAAUGCAUUUAUCAUUAUGUUCUAAGAAUAUUUAUAUAGUUUUUGAGUUUCAACUACAUCAAAUAUGUAGUAUUUGAGAAAAUAUUUUGUAUUGAAAUUGUUUAUUUGGUUUAAUAAAUAAAUCUUUUGGAUAA
Ceutorhynchus assimilis (cabbage seed weevil) is the source of this 1017-nucleotide messenger RNA. NCBI's taxonomy places the organism in Eukaryota, Metazoa, Arthropoda, Insecta, Coleoptera, Curculionidae. The record is from the annotation of a GenBank genome assembly.